AUGGACAUAGGGGUCUUGUUCAAGUUGUUCUCCGGUGACGUCAGGGCCCAGGGGGCUGAGCAUGAACAGCUGUUGUGCAGGGUGGGUGGGGGGGGGGUUCAGAGGAGGGGGUGGGGGUAUGUGCCUUCCAGCGUCUACUUCUAAUCUACCGUAUUUGUCGGGUAAGAUUCUAACUCUAUUUCUGCUUGUUUGGGGUGUGUCGACGCGGUUCCCAUGUAGUGUAUAGAAAGCAAGAGAAUGGACUGUUGAUUUGACAAACGAUCUUUAGGUCAACUGCGGAGAAGUUAGAAAAUAACUUUAGAUAUAAAUAGCAUUUGGCUGCAUUGUAUUUGUAAAUGCAUGUUAAACAGUAUGCCACUCAUGCUGUGGAGCAGUCGGACUGGUUAUAGACUAUUUAUGGUGCCUCAGCACCAAAGAUUCAGAAUACAUUAUUACGAUAUCUCCACAGUGCCCACACUGUUAUGUAGCUAAUUAACAUGUCAAGAGUUUCUCUCUGCUGGUCAGAUCAGGGAAAGUCACCCAGUUGAUUCACUUUUUAAAGGAACUUGUAAAGGUUUGGAUAGUUUGCGUUCGGCUCGAAUUCCAUUCAUAUUUUCAACAUGGACUCGGUGAUAGGAAAUAGGAAAUUGUCAAAAAAGUAAACACUGAACACAACAAAAGUACACCAGAUUCAGGUAACACAUGAAUAAUCAUAUGUAAUCCCCCCAUGUAACAACUUGUAAUCAUCACGCCACUGUUACCUAAUAUAGAUUGAUAAGAAGUGAAUAGUCAAUGUCGGCCCAUGUGAUGUUGGCCCAUCAUCCCUCAAAGCCUUGUUUCCUCAGAACCAUAUGGCACAAACGCAGAUUCAGGAGACUUGUGUUGUUUCGUACAGAAGAACAACAAAUGUAGCCCAGUUUUGCCAGCUGGGUAUUGUGUUGUGUAUUUUAUAUGUGCAUUUACAGUGUUGUUGUUUUCUCCACAGUGGACUCCCCAGUAAUAAGAUGACUCUCCAGUGGACUGUGGUGGCUUUCUUCCUUUAUGUGGAGAUAGCUGUCAUCCUGAUAUUUUGUCUGCCUUUUAUAUCUGCCAAGAGGUACUGUGGGGAAUCAUAUCCUAGCAUGUAACCUGGAUGAAGAGUUAACCCUUCUCUUGUGGCAUUUUGGCCAACACUGUAACAUUUACAGUCACAUCCCCCAAAAAAAGUAUUGACACCCUUGAUAAGAUAAGCAAAACCUGCCUGGUAGAGAACCCAUGUGUAUCUUGUCCCCUCACACAGUUAGGAAGAUGGUUCUGGAGGCAAAAAAAAAAUUAAGUCCAAGGGCCACAGUUGGAGAAUUACAGAACAUGAUCGCAUCUUGGGGUCACCAAGUCUCGAAAUCUACAAUUAGGCGUAACCUUCAUGCCAAUAGGCUAUUUGGUUGCCAUAAAAAAAGCCUUUAUUGAGGGCAACCAACAAAUGUAAAUGCCUGGUGUUUGCUGAACGGCAUUGUCACUUAGAUUGGUACUGGGUGCUAUGGUCAGAUGAGACGAAAAUAGAGCUCUUUGGCCACACAAACCAGUUUGGGUUUGGCCUCUUAAGAGGGAUGCAUAUGCAGAAAAGAACCUCUGUAAAAAUACUGUAUGGUCGUGGAUCUUUGAUGUUAUGGGGGCUGUUUUGCUUCGAUUGGCAUCAUGAACUCUACCAAGUACCAGGAAAUUUUUUGACAAAAACCUGGUUGCCUCUGUCAGGAUGCUGAAACUUGGGUGCAAGUGGAUCUUCCAGCAAGACAAUGAUCCCAAGCAAACAUCAAAAUCUACAAAGACAUUUUUAAAUAACCGCAAAGCAAUAUUUUGCAAUGCCCAACUCAGUCUCCGGACUUGAACCCUAUUGAAAACCUGUGGUUUGAAUUGAAGAUUCAGAUUCAGAGUGUUUAAUAGUCACAUGUACAGGGGUUGCAUGUGUGAUUGCAGGGUACAGUGAAAAUCUUAGGCUCCGAGCUCCAACAUGAAGGACUAAGUGAAAUAAAAUAAUUAAAAUGGUAAUAAAAAAACAAUAAUAGACAUAGCACUAAAUACAUAAUAACAACUGUAUCCGUGAUGAAUAAAUAAAUGUCCAUUUGGGCGGAGGCAAAGUAAAGACUGUUGAGGGGGUGGGGUGAAUGACCAUAGGGGGAGGAGCAUGACUAUUGAGGGGGUGGGGUGAAUGACCAUAGGGGGAGGAGCAUGACUAUUGAGGGGGUGUGGGGACCAAGUGAAAUAAAAACAAAAAAAAUUAUAAUAAAAUAAAAUAAUAAUAUACAUAUUAACAACUGCAACAGUGAUGAAUGUUGUCGGGGUGGGGGCAGAGUAAAAGUCAGUUGGGGGGGUUGGGUGUAAAAUGUCCGUAGGGGGAACAACAUGUAAGGUAAGUGACCAUUGAGGGGGGUGGGGGAUGUCCCUAGGGGGAGGUAAGGUAAGUGACCGUUUGCGGGAUGAGCAGGUAGCUGCACGUAUCCUCCUCUGAAGAGCCUUGCGGUCCGCGGCGGUGGAGUUGCCGUACCAGGCUGUGAUGCAGCCCGACAGUAUACUCUCCUGUAUAACACACUGAGGGCCCUCAGGGACAGGCCGAAUUCCUUCAGCAUCUUGAGGUUGACGAGUCGCUGUCGUGCCUUCUUCACUGCAGAGUCCGUGAGGUUAGACCAGUUCAGCUUCUCUGAGAUGUGUACACCGUCUCCACGGCGGCCCUGUUGAUGACGAUGGGGGGCGUCUCCAGCUUGGUUCCUCCUGAAGUCCACAAUCAGCUCCUUUGUUUUGCUAACGUUGAGAGAGAGGUUGUUUACCUGGCAUCACACCGUCAGAGUGCCUACCUCCUCCCUGUAGGCCGUCUCGUCGUUGUUGGUAAUCAGGCCUACUAGUGUCGUGUCGUCAGUGAACUUGAUGAUGGAGUUGGAACUGUGUGAAGCCAUGCAGUCGUGGGUACACAGGGAAUACAGGAGGGGACUGAGGAUGCACCCUUGUGGGGCCCCCGUGUUGAGGAUCAGUGUCGAGGAGGUAAUGUUGCCUACCUUCACCACCUGGGAGGCCCGUCAGGAAGUCCAGGACCCAGUUGCACAGGGAGGAGUACAGACCCAGGGCCGUGAGCGUUGUAAUGAACUUAAAGGGAACUAUGGUAUUGAAGGCCGAGCUGUAGUCGAUGAACAGCAUCCUCACAUAUGCAUUGUAGAAUAAUAGUGAAGGCAUCAAAGCUAUGAAAUAACACAUGGAAUCAUGUAGUAACCAAAAACGUGUUCAAUAAAUAAAAAUAUAUUUUAGAUUUUAGAUUCUUCGAAGUAGCCACCCUUUGCCUUGAUGACAGCUUUGCACACUCUUGGCAUUCUCUCUACCAGCUUCACCUGGGAUGCUUUUCCAUCAGUCUUGAAGGAGUUCCCACAUAUGCUGAGCACUUGUUAGCCAAUUUUCCUUCACUCUGCGGUCCUACUCAUAACAAACCAUCUCAAUUGGGUUGAUGUUGGGUGAUUGUGGAGGCCAGGCCAUCUGAUGAAGCACUCCAUCACUCUCCUUCUUGGUCAAAUAGCCCUUACACAGCCCCGUGCUUCACGGUUGGGAUGGUGUUCCUCGGCUUGCAAGCAACACCCUUUUUCCUCCAAACAUAACGAUGGUCAUUAUGGCCAAACAGUUCUAUUUUUGUUUCAUUAGACCAGAGGACAUUUCUCCAAAAAAUACGAUCUUUGUCCCCAUGUGCAGUUGCAAACCGUAGUCUGGCUUUUUUUAUGGCGGUUUUGGAGCAGUGGCUUCUUCCUUCCUGAGCAGCCUUUCAGGUUAUGUCGAUAUAGGACUCGUUUUACUGUGGAUAUAGAUACAUUUGUAUCUGUUUCCUCCAGCAUCUUCACAAGGUCCUUUGCUGUUGUUCUGGGAUUGAGUUACACUUUUUGCACCAAAGUACGUUCAUCUCUAGGAGACAGAACGCGUCUCUUUCCUGAGCGGUAUGACGGCUGCGUGGUCCCAUGGUGUUUAUACUUGCGUACUAUUGUUUGUACAGAUGAAUAUAUUUAUAUUAUUACCUUCAGGCAUUUGGAAAUUGCUCCCAAGGAUGAACCAGACUUGUGGAGGUCUACAAUCUUUUUUCUGAGGUCUUGGCUGUUUCUUUUGAUUUUCCCAUGAUGUCAAGCAAAGAGGCACUGAGUUUGACGGUAGGCCUUGAAAUACAUCCACAGGUACACCUAUGGAUGUCAAUUAGCCUAUCAGAAGCUUCUAAAGCCAUGACAUCAUUUUCUGGAAUUUUACAAGCUGUUUAAAGGCACAGUCAAUAGUGUAUGUAAACUUCUGACCCACUGGAAUUGUGAUACAAUAAAUUAUAAGUGAAAUAAUCUGUCUGUAAACAAUUGUUGGAAGAAUUACUUGUGUCAUGCACAAAGUAGAUGUCCUAACCGACUUGCCAAAACUAUAGUUUGUUAACAAGAAAGUAUUCACCCCUCUUGGCAUUUUGCCUAUUUUGUUGCCUUACAACCUUGAAUUAAAAGGGAUUUUUGGGGGGUUUGUAUCAUUUCAUUUACACAACAUGCCUACCACUUUGAAGAUGCAAAAUAUGUUUUAUUGUGAAACAACCAAGAAAUAAGACAAAAAAAACUAACUUGAGUGUGCGUAACUAUUCACCCCCCCAAAGUCAGCAUUCACCCCCCCUUUUGCAGCAAUUACAGCUGCAAGUCUCUUGGGGUAUGUCUCUAUAAGUUUGGCACAUCUAGCCAAUGGGAUUUUUGCCCAUUCUUCAAGGCAAAACUGCUCCAGCUCCUUCAAGUUAGAUGGGUUCCGCAGGUGUACAGCAAUUUUUAAGUCAUACCACAGAUUAUCAAUUGGAUUGAGGUCUAGGCUUUGACUAGGCCAUUCCGACAUUUAAAUGUUUCCCAUUAAACAACUCGAGUGUUGCUUUAGCAGUAUGCUUAGGGUCAUUGUCCUGCUGGAAGGUAAACCUCCGUCCCAGUCUCAAAUCUCUGGAAGACUGAAACAGGUUUCCCCCAAGAAUUUCCCUGUAUUUAGUGCCAUCCAUCAUUCCUUCAAUUCUGACCAGUUUCCCAGUCCCUGCCGAUGACAACAUCCCCACAUCAUGAUGCUGCAACCACCAUCCUUCAUUGUGGGGAUGGUGUUCUCGGGGUGAUGAGAGGUGUUGGGUUUGUGCCAAAAAGCUAAAUUUUAGUCUCAUCUGACCAGAGCAUUCUUCCAUAUGCUUAUUUUUUUCUUUAAGUAAUGGCUUUUUUCUGGCCACUCUUCCAUAAAGCCCAUCUCUGUGGAGUGUAUGGCUUAAAGUGGUCCUAUGGACAGAUACUCCAAUCUCUGCUGUGGAGCUUUACAGCUCCUUCAGGGUUAUCUUUGGUCUCUUUGUUGCCUCUCUGAUUAAUGCCCUCCUUGCCUGGUCCGUGACUUUUGGUGGGCGGCCCUCUCUUGGCAGGUUUGUUGUGGUGCCAUAUUCUUUCAAUUUUUUAAAUAAUGGAUUUAAUGGUUCUCCGUGGGAUGUUCAAAGUUUCUGAUAUUUUUUUGUAACCCAACCCUGAUCUGUACUUCUCCACAACUUUGUCCCUGACCUGUUUGGAGAGCUCCUUGGUCUUCAUGGUGCCGCUUGCUUGGUGUUGCCCCUUGCUUUGUGGUGUUGCAGACUCUGGGGCCUUUCAGAACAGGUGUAUAUAUACUGAGACCAUGUGACAGAUCAUGUGACACUUAGAUUGCACACAGGUGGACUUUAUUUAACUAAUUAUGUGACUUCUGAAGGUAAUUGGUUGCACCAGAUCUUAUUUAGGGGCUUCAUAGCAAAGGGGUUGAAUACAAAUGCACGCACCACUUUUCCGUUAAUGAUUUGUUUUAUUUGUUUUAUUUUGUGUAUGUCCAUUACAUGAAAUCCAAAUAAAAAUCCAUUUAAAUUACAGGUUGUAAUGCAACAACAUAGGAAAAACACCAAGGGGGAUUAAUGCUUUUGCAAGGCACUGUAUAUACAAUUCAAAUACAGAGCUAUAUUGUAUGCAAAAAAAAAGUGUAAUUAUAUUAUUUUAUACUAAUACAAUUGCUCAGAGAAAUAUAUUUUGUUCAACAAGUAAUGCUUUUUAUUCUCAAAACGUUAGGGGUCAAAUGUAUUGAUACCCCUAAAGAUUUUUAUAAAUAAAGUAGUCAAAGGAUUAGUAUUUGGUCUCAUAUUCCUAGCAUUCAAUGACUACUUCAAGCUUGUGACUUUACAAACUUGUUGGAUGCAUUUGCAGUUCGUUUUGGUUGUGUUUCUGAUUAUUUUGUGCCCAAUAGAAAUGAAUGGUAAAUAAUGUAUUGUGUCAUUUUGGAGUCACUUUUAUUGUGAAUAGAAUAUGUUUCUAAACAGUUCUAUAUUAAUGUGGACGCUACCAUGACUAUGGAUAAUCCUGAAUUAAUCGGGGAAUAACGAUGAGUGAAAAAGUUACAGAGAAUCAAAGAUCAUAACCCCCAUGACAUGUUAACCUCUCACCAUUAUCAAUAACAGGGGAGGUUAGCAUGUCUUGGGGGGGGGGGUAUGAUAUUCUCACUCAGAUAUCUACAGAGAACCAAGUGACUUUGACUUCUAAUUCCUUGUUUUCUGUAACUGCUCAUUCUCUUUUUGCAGAUGGCGAUCACUGUUCAACCUGAGUAUGUGGAACUGGUUGGCUCCGUACUGGAAUAGGGGUUUCUUUACCAUGAUACUCAUACUCAUCGUUCUCUUCUGUGGUGAGUCAUCAUACUUGCAGUAGAUUGGUUGGGUCCCAGGUAUGGCAUUUUUUUGGUGAGCAGCACUGAAUCUAUUGUAGAUAGUCAGAAAAGUAAUGACAGCUUUUAUAGGAUCGUGGGUUAUUCUCCUGGUUCUAUAGUUUCAUCUCAUAGUCUAGUGACAUAUUAUACACAUUAUAAGACAUUACAAAGGCUUAUAGAUGCUCAUAUCAACAAGUUAUGAAGCAUUAUACCUGGCUUUACGCGGUGUUACCAUGAGUCCUGUAGUCCAGGUUUCCCCAACUGGCAGCCCGCUGGUGAUUUUAUUUAGGCCCAAACGUUUUUUAUUUUUUUUGUGGACAUAAAAAGACCAGCAAUUUUGGAAACGUGUUCCAAAGUAUUCCCAUACAUAAUAGAGAGAUAUACAGUACGUGCUCUAUACAAAUGUAAGCAAGGUUUUAAAUUUUUAUGUUUUAGUCAAAUAUUAUAUCCGUUUGGGCUUCAUGCGGUCAAUUUGCAGUCUACAAAUUGUUUGGAAUUAUUUUCCGGCCCCCUGACCAUCGGCCCGCAGCUGAAUCUAGUUGCUAGAUGUUACUGUUACACCUGUUUCCACCCUAAGAUGCUCUGAGAGAGGUGAGGCAGUACUCCAGCGCAGAGCCCAUGGAAAAGGGCAAGCUUAUUAACUCUAGCCUGUUGUUAUACGAGUAGUCAGUCCUCCAUGCUCCAUACACUGUCCCCAUGGAGAACCAUUUUGGAACCCUUUUUUCUAAGAGUGUAGCUACUGCAUCGACAGUAGUUCAACUGUUCCCUGUAUCUCCCUCCUAAGAUGCUCUGAGGGAGGUGAGGAAGUACUCCAGUGCGGAGCACGUGGGAGACGCCAAGCUGAACCCCAACCUGUUUGACCAUCUCCACAUGAAGCUGUUCAGAGCCCAGAGGAACCUCUACAUCUCUGGCUUCUCCCUGUUCCUCUGGCUGUGAGUCCACCUCUAUUCUAUCCCAGAGGAACCUCUAGAUGACAUGCAACAACUUCUUGGGGUUAGGGUUGUGGUUGAGGCUAGUUAGGGUUGAACUGAGACGUGAACAUUAAGUUAGGAUUAUGGUUAGGAUUAUGGUUAGGAUUAUGGUUAGGGUUGUGGUUAGGAUUAUGGUUAGUUUUGUGGUUAGGGUUGUGGUUAGGGUUGGGGUUAGGGUUUGGUUAGGGUUGUGGGUAGGAUUAUGGUUAGGGUUGCAACAUUUCCCAAAAGUCACAGGUUUUCCAGAAAUUCCUGGAUUUCCUGCUUAAUCCAUCCUGAUUCCAGGAAUCUUCCAACCGGGAUUUCUGGAAAACCAGGGACUUUUUGGAAUGUUACCAGAAUAGUUUAACCCUAGUUAUGGUUGAGGCUCGGGUUAGUUCGGGUUAGUGUGUCACUCAUUUAUCACUUCUUGUCCCUGUAGUGUGAUGCGGCGUGUGGUGACUCUGAUAAACCAGGUGGCCAUCGCUACGGUAACAGGGACCAGCCUGCAAAUACAGGCGGAGAGCGCCAAUCAGGCAGCCAAGAAGUACCAGGAGGAGAACCUGCUUCUGAAACAGGUGAACGCCAGAGUCAGAAAGAGGGCCUGGGACGGGCAUUAUCUGACUUCAUAUGUAGAGAGUCAAUAUUCAUCUCUUGUGGAAGACUCAAAACACACAGUUACAAAUGUUUAACAAACUGUAGCUAGCCUGGGAGUUGUGAAUGGCAUUUUUUUGUCAGAUGAUGUCAUUGACGUGUUUCAUGUUUGUGUGCACUUUAUUGCACCAUUAUGCCAGCAUGUGAUGAACGAAAUUGUUUUCCUAACGGACAAAUAAACCAUUCGUUCAUUCAUAAAACAUUUUACCUCACAAUAAAAUAACUAAUAUAAGAAAGUGCUGUCUGCUCAGGCUUUGCUGGAUGAGGAGACAGCCAAAACUGCAAGCAAACAGCUACUGAGGAAGGAGGCAGAGAAGUUGAUGGAGGAACUGAAGACUGCAGAGGAUGGUGGGUAAUGAGGAAGUGAAUCAGGAAUUAAACUGUUUAGCGUUUAUUUAGCAUUUUUUUAAUGAACUGAAUUUAAAUGGAAUUGACCUCCAAACCUGCCUUCGAUUCAAGUUUUAUUUGUCACAUGCUUCAUAAACUAACAGUGAAAUGCUUACUUACACCCCCCCCCCCCAACAAUGCAGAGAGAAAAAUAUAGAAAAAUAAUAACAUGAGGAAUAAAUACACAAUGACGAUAACUUGGCUACAGUAUAUACACGGGCUACCAGUACCAAGACGGUGUGCAGGGGUACGAGGUAAUUGAGGUAGAUAUGUACAUAUAGAUACGGCUGUUGCGUUGACCAUAUUACUGCCACACCGGCGGUCACGAGUCAUGAAGGCAGUCAAAUGCCACGUGAUCGUUUAGUCAUGGUAAUUAGGCUUCUCCAAGCUCUGAUGCUGCUGAUGGUCAUUAGUAGCCUACCAAGUUUCAAUGAGCGGGACUCUAACACGGACGCUUAUAAGAAAUCCUGCUAUGCCCUCCAACGAACCAUCAAACAGGCAAAGAGUCAAUACAGGACAAAGAUUGAAUCGUACUACACCGGCUCUGAUGCUCGUCGGAUGUGGCAGGGCUUGAAAACUAUUACAGACUACAAAGGGAAGCACAGCUGCGAGCUGCCCAGUGACACAAGACUUCCAGACGCGCUAAACCACUUCUAUGCUCGCUUCAAGGCAAGCAACACUGAAGCAUGCAUGAGAGCACCAGCUGUUCUGGAUGACUAUGUGAUCACGCUCUCCGUAGCCGAUGUGAGUAAGACUUUUAAGCAGGUCAACAUUCACAAGGCCGCAGGGCCAGACGAAUUACCAGGACGUGUACUCCGAGCAUGUGCUGACCAACUGGCAAGUGUCUUCACUGACAUUUUGAACAUGUCCCUGACUGAGUCUGUAAUACCAACAUGUUUCAAGCAGACCACCAUAGUCCCCGUGCCCAAGGACUCUAAGAUAACCUGCCUAAAUGACUACCGACCCGUAGCACUGACGUCUGUAGCCAUGAAGUGCUUUGAAAGGCUGGUCAUGGCUCACAUCAACACCAUUAUCCCAGAAACACUAGACCCACUCAAAUUUGCAUACCGCCCCAACAGAUCCACAGAUGAUGCAAUCUCUAUUGCACUCCACACUGCCCUUUCCCACCUGGACAAGAGGAACACCUACGUGAGAAUGCUAUUCAUUGACUACAGCUCAGCAUUCAACACCAUAGUGCCCUCAAAGCUCAUCACUAAGCUAAGGAUCCUGGGACUAAACACCUCCCUCUGCAACUGGAUCCUGGACUUCCUGACGGGCCGCCCCCAGGUGGUAAGGGUAGGUAACAACACAUCUGCCACACUGAUCCUCGACACGGUGGCUCCUCAGGGGUGCGUGCUCAGUCCCCUCCUGUACUCCCUGUUCACCCAUGACUGCAUGGCCAGGCACGAUUCCAACACCAUCAUUAAGUUUGCCGACGACACAACAGUGGUAGGCCUGAUCACCGACAACGAUGAGACAGCCUAUAGGGAGGAGGUCAGAGACCUGGCCGUGUGGUGCCAGGACAACAACCUCUCCCUCAACGUGACCAAGACAAAGGAGAUGAUUGUGGACUACAGAAAAAAAAAAGAGGACUGAGCACACCCCCAUUCUCAUCGACGGAGCUGUAGUGGAACAGGUUGAGAGCUUCAAGUUCCUUGGUGUCCACAUCACCAACGAACUAUCAUGGUCCAAACACACCAAGACAGUUGUGAAGAGGGCACGACAAAGCCUAUUCCCCCUCAGGAGACUGAAAAGAUUUGGCAUGGGUCCUCAGAUCCUCAAAUAAUUCUACAGCUACACCAUCGAGAGCAUCCUGACUGGUUGCAUCACCGCCUGGUAUGGCAACUGCUUGGCCUCCGACCGCAAGGCACUACAGAGGGUAGUGCGUACGGCCAAGUACAUCACUGGGGCCAAGCUUCCUGCCAUCCAUCCUCUAUACCAGGCGGUGUCAGAGGAAGGCCCUCAAAAUUGUCAAAGACUCCAGCCACCCUAGUCAUAGACUGUUCUCUCUGCUACCGCACGGCAAGCGGUACCGGAGUGCCAAGUCUUGGUCCAAAAGACUUCUCAACAGCUUCUACCCCCAAGCCAUAAGACUCCUGAACAGCUAAUCAUGGCUACCCGGACUAUUUGUACUGCCCCCCCACCCCAUCUUUUUACGCUACUGCUACUGUGUUAAUUAUUUAUGCAUAGUCACUUUAACUCUACCCACAUGUACAUAUUACUUCAACUACCUCAACUAGCCGGUGCCCCCGCACAUUGACUCUGUACCGGUACCCCCCUGUAUAUAUAGCCUCCCUACUGUUAUUUUAUUUUACUUCUGCUCUUUUUUUCUCAACACUUUUUUGUUGUUUUAUUAUUUAUUAAAAAUAAAUGCACUGUUGGUUAAGGGCUGUAAGUAAGCAUUUCACUGUAAUGUCUGCACCUGUUGUAUUCGGAGCAUGUGGCCAAUAAAAUUUGAUUUGAUUUGAUUUGAACUUGCUAACUGCCUGAUACUCAGCACUCUAUUGUCCCUCUAAUAACUCUGACAUCAAUGCAAAUGUAGAGCAAAAAUCUAAUCAAACACUUCAUGAGAGCCCAUGAGCUCAUGUUGAGCAACAUUUCUAUAGGCUAUGCAAUUGCGCGAGAAAACAGAGUGAUGGCCUCUAUUAAAAAGAGGAGGAUCCCAUCAGCUUUCUAUAGGCUAGGCCUACUAUAUUUAUUUCUCAACUUUCCUAAUAUUAAGCACUGGUAUGAAAAUGAACCACGGGAAAUGCAUCCUCCAUUCGCUAUUUAAGUGUUUUAUUUCCCUUGCACCUGUUUCAAGACUGGUGCAUGAUAAUGGUCCAUUCUAAAUCAAAACUAAUUUCACACAUACAGUGUGGAGAACAAGUAUUUGAUAUACUGCCGAUUUUGCAGGUUUUCCUACUUACAAAGCAUGUAGAGGUCUGUAAUUGUUAUCAUAGGUACACUUCAACUGUGAGAGACGGAAUCUAAAACCAGAAAAAAAAUCCAGAAAAUCACAUUGUAUGACUUUUAAGUAAUUAAUUUGCAUUUUAUUGCAUGACAUAAAUAUUUGAUACAUCAGAAAAGCAGAACUUAAUAUUUGGUACAGAAACCUUUGUUUGCAAUUACAGAGAUCAUACGUUUCCUGUAGGUCUUGACCAGGUUUGCACACACUGCAGCAGGGAUUUUGGCCCACUCCUCCAUACAGACCUUCUCCAGAUCCUUCAGGUUUCGGGGCUGUCGCUGGGCAAUACAGACAUUCAGCUCCCUCCAAAGAUGUUCUAUUGGGUUCAGGUCUGGAAACUGGCUAGGCCACCCCAGGACCUUGAGAUGCUUCUUACGGAGCCACUCCUUAGUUGCCCUGGCUGUGUGUUUCGGGUCAUUGUCAUGCUGGAAGACCCAGCCACGACCCAUCUUCAAUGCUCUUACUGAGGGAAGGAGGUUGUUGGCCAAUAUCUUGCGAUACAUGGCCCCAUCCAUCCUCCCCUCAAUACGGUGCAGUCGUCCUGUCCCCUUUGCAGAAAAACAUCCCCAAAGAAUGAUGUUUCCACCUCCAUGCUUCACAGUUUGGAUGGAGUUCUUGAGGUUGUACUCAUCCUUCUUCUUCCUCCAAACACGGCGAGUGGAGUUUAGAUCAAAAAGCUCUAUUUUUGUCUCAUAAGACCACAUGACCUUCUCCCAUUCCUCCUCUGGAUCAUCCAGAUGGUCAUUGGCAAACUUCAGACGGGCCUGGACAUGCGCUGGCUUGAGCAGGGGGGACCUUGCGUGCGCUGCAGGAUUUUAAUCCAUGACGGCGUAGUGUGUUACUAAUGGUUUUCUUUGAGACUGUGGUCCCAGCUCUCUUCAGGUCAUUGACCAGGUCCUGCCGUGUAGUUCUGGACUGAUCCCUCACCUUCCUCAUGAUCAUUGAUGCCCCACGAGGUGAGAUCUUGCAUGGAGCCCCAGACCGAGGGUGAUUGACCGUCAUCUUGAACUUCUUCCAUUUUCUAAUAAUUGCGCCAACAGUUGUUGCCUUCUCACCAAGCUGCUUGCCUAUUGUCCUGUAGCCAAUCCCAGCCUUGUGCAGGUCUACAAUUUUAUCCCUGAUGUCCUUACACAGCUCUCUGGUCUUGGCCAUUGUGGAGAGGUUGGAGUCUGUUUGAUUGAGUGUGUGGACAGGUGUCUUUUAUACAGGUAAAGAGUUCAAACAGGUGCAGUUAAUACAGGUAAUGAGUGGAGAACAGGAGGGCUUCUUAAAGAAAAACUAACAGGUCUGUGAGAGCCGGAAUGCUUACUGGUUGGUAGGUGAUCAAAUACUUAUGUCAUGCAAUAAAAUGCAAAUUAAUUACUUAAAAAUCAUACAAUGUGAUUUUCUGGAUUUUUGUUUUAGAUUCCGUCUCUCACAGUUGAAGUGUACCUACGAUAAAAAUUACAGACCUCUACAUGCUUUGUAAGUAGGAAAACCUGCAAAAUCGGCAGUGUAUCAAAUACUUGUUCUCCCCACUGUAUAUCAUCUAGUAUAUGUAAAGACAAGAUUAAAUCAAGAAUAGUCUGAUGGGUGACAAUAUUAGCCUAUCACUUCUGAAUGAUAUAUUAUCACUUGUGAAUGAUGCCCAGCGUAAGGCAAGAAACAAUGCCUUUUUUUUGCGACUUUUUCGAAUCAUAGUCACACACCUCAAGUAGCCUAGCCCAUAGGCCUAUAUGUUUUGAUAAGGUUUGUAUCACAACUAAAGUGACCAAAUAACUUCUUAAAAUUAAGCACAUUAGUCCGCUUUACAAGGGGUGUAGAGGCAUUAGCAGCGCGUGAGUUUCAAGUUUGGGGAAGAUAAUUUUCACCAUAAAAAUGCACCUUUACAAUAAAAGCAUUACAUGCAUAAUCACAUUUGCGGUCACUAUGGGGGAUAGUAGAUUGACAUAGGCUAGUGCCUUUGCUGUUUGUUAGGCCUACUCAUCUUGUUGCUGACGAAAGGUAAAUGUGGACAGUUCUUCCAAUAUCUUCAAUUUGCACCUCGGAAUUGGAUAAGGACACGCACAGUUGCAUCCCCAAAGUGUCUGUCUUCACUUGUAGCCUGUGAGAAAGACCUGAUCACUUGAUGGAGAGCCAUGUGAGUGAGAGGUGCUUCGGAGCACGCAGCACUCAGGGAGAAGGGCAGAAUGGCCACUGGCCGCAAAAGGCAUGAAUUUUUUUAGGGUGCAUUACGGCCACACAAAGGGGAUGCCGCCGGGAAAUUUGAGGCAUUAUCAAGUGCUUGUCAAAUUAUGAAUGAGAGACUGAUGAAUUGCAUACAGCCUGCGCAAAAAAACAAAGCAGAGUUCAUGCCUUUCAAGCGACUUUUUUCAAAUCAUCAUUAGAGUCGCAUCAUGCAGCCUUACAAUGUAUUAAAAAUCUAAACAUAGCCCAACGUUUGUAGAAUGACUAAAUGUACAUUAAUAACUCUAAAUUAAGUAAAUAGCAGUACCUAUUUCUUUGUUAACCGCUCAACACAGAAUAGCCGCAUUUGCGCACUCCCUCAAAUCGUUUGGAGAACAUUUUUACUUUUUUAUUUUAUUCAGCUUUGUUCAAUUGUAUUCUUCAUACUAUAAAAUAAUAUAAAAUAAUGCCACAGAAAUCUAACCAAAUCUUGUCUGCUAAAUGAACUAGUGUAGCCCACAGCCAUAUGGCAUAGCGAGAUCAGGACCUAACAUAAGGACAACUCAGAGUAUGCUAUUCUGUUCUUCUGAAAUAGACUACAUUUUCUUCAUAUCAUGUUUCUAUAGACCUGUCUAAAAUAAAUAAUGGAUUUAUUGUGAAGGUGUAGGCUAUAUUACAUGGAUGUAUUAGACUUUUUUUUUUAAUGUAGAUGUUCCAAAGGUCUGCACCAGUGGCUUGUAGGCUAUGUGUGGAAGCCAGGAGAUGCUAAAUGUGUUUAUGUCAAUUAAAGGUAAAUUACCAUGAGACCGACAGUUAUUUGCUUCACAAUCACCGGCUGACAGAACUUUGGGACCGCCAGAGCUCUAGUCUCGCACAUCCGAAUAAUAGCUUAACUUUUGCAUGUAGGCUGCUGUCUCCAAUUUCAAAGACAGUUGUCAUAUAAAUCUAUAUGUCAGUAUAUGUGAGUGAAGUGUGUGUUUGUGCAGCUGUGCGUAAAUCUAAUGCUGAGGUGGAGGCCAUGAAGAGGCAGGCUAACGGUCUGACAAAGGAGUAUGACAGACUGCUGACAAAGCACAACGAACUACAGGUAAUACACACACACACACACACACACACACACACACACACACACACACACACACACACACACGCACACACGCACACACGCACACACGCACAAACGCACAAACACACACACACACACACACAAACACACACACACACACACACACACACACACACACAAACACACACACACACACAAACACACAAACACACAAACACACACGCACACACGCACAAACACACACACACACAAACACACACACACACACACACACACAAACGCACAAACGCACACACACUCACGCACACACACGCACAGACACGCACACACACAAACACAUACACGCACAAACAAACACGCACAAACACACGCACGCACACACGCACAUACACAACACAAGCACACACGCACACACAUGCACACACACGCGCACACACACACAUUACACAUGAAUCAUGGUACAUAUUUGUGAUUUGUUCUCAAUUCAUUUGACCCUAAUCUACCCCCAUAAAUGAAUCGCAAUUAACUUUUCACCAACAUUGAUAAGGACUGAUUUCCCCUCUUCACUAUCUAUUGUGUCUAUUACUAUUUGAAAGCAGAAUCUACAGGGUGGAACCGAAGACAAGAAGGAACAAUAAGCACUGGUUCAAAUCUUUGCUCCAGAUUAAUAGUGUCAAAGACAGAAGGACAGCUGUGUGACUUCACAUGGAUACCUGCUAUUCAGCUGAGCAACUCUUCAUUAAUCUCUGUCUUAUGUGUACUGUACUGUGCAUGGGAAAGGUACAGUUAUUCAAUACUUGUUAUUCAAUGUAUCCACAUGUAUUUGUAUUGUAUCUAAGAUAUGGGGCUAAAAUUGUGUCAUGGUUAAAGAAGGAACAGCGGAUUUUGUGUCUUUAACGUAUGGUCUUAAAUAGUAUAGUACAUUAGUACUACAUAGUAUAAUACUAGUAUAGUAUACACUCAAAGUACAUUAUGCAAAUAUGCAGAGCUUUCAGCUCAUGAAAUGCCGAGUCCUGUUUUACAUGUGUACCCAGUGGGCAAAACUGGUUGAAAUGAUGU
Coregonus sp. 'balchen' is the source of this 15883-nucleotide messenger RNA. The record is from the annotation of a GenBank genome assembly. Lineage: Eukaryota; Metazoa; Chordata; Actinopteri; Salmoniformes; Salmonidae.